Aspergillus steynii IBT 23096 is the source of this 797-nucleotide messenger RNA. RefSeq lists its product as uncharacterized. The transcript is spliced from 2 exons. Bases 280 to 687 code for a protein of 135 amino acids. NCBI's taxonomy places the organism in Eukaryota, Fungi, Ascomycota, Eurotiomycetes, Eurotiales, Aspergillaceae. The record is from RefSeq and is a predicted model, not a curated record.
CUAUCGAAGCGCACAGGACGCAGACGGAUUUGCAGGCCAUCCUAGCCGCAUUCUGCGAUGCAACAGUCGAACGUCGCACGGAUCCACCUGGGAAUCCUCCCAGAUUUGCUGAGAUUCAGGGUGACACAAGCACACCUUUUCUUUUUCUGUCUGCUGGUCGACGCAGAAAUCAAGAUCCAGGACCGAGCGUAGUGCAUAUGCACGAAUGAAACGAGACUCGGCCACGGACUGGUGGCAUGGAAGGAUCGUCUGGCCUAGAUUAAGGUAGGAUUAGGGGUUAUGGGAGGUUUUCACCGGGUGUGUUGGGAUGUGGGAAAUAGGAGCGGCUACUACGCAGUACAUAGUAUGUUCGGGAGUAUGGUGUACCUCGGACUGAGGAUAUAUAUCGAGGAAAAGAACGCGAUCCACUGCAGAUUGGACCGUACGAUCCCAGGUAAUAACCUUAACCGCCGAAGUGGCAUGCAAGGAGCAUUACACGUCAGGGACGAGUGGUACGAUGGCAUCGCGACGCUCACCGACGCCGCGCAGGAAGUGCCAUCAUCUGAUGCCAAGCGGUGGAUUGAUUGCCGGAUAAUCCGACCGUCGCUGGGCCCAAUUCCGAGUGAUUUCUGCCGGCAACUCUGGGUAUUCCGCACUAGGAGAAUUACGCAGAUAGGGUCUAGAGAGUCGAUCAUAGUCAGAUGGUAAAUAGUAAAUAGUACUACCUCUAGAGGACACUGGAGACGCAAUCCGCGGAGAAUCGAUCGACAUGAGUGGCUGACUCAGCUCAGGAGGCAUCCGGUAAUACCGGCGUACGG